AACAAACUUGUCACGUGGCAGGAUCAAACGGGGAUCCGUUAAUGAUUUGGAUUGGGAGAACCGUAGGGUCGUCUUCGCACGGAAAGCCGAGAGAAGCCCGGAGGAACCUCGGACUUUUCGUACCUUGUUUUUAAAAGUCAUUGAAUCGCCGACGUCUCCCUCACCAUUUUAUCCAAAUCCAACUACCAGACGGAGGGAAUUCUGCCCUCCAAGAUGGAAGAAUCCAUGCAAGAGACGACGUUUCAGAGAAAUCCUAUUCCCCCUUAUAUUGAGAUUUCUUCUACUGGAGUUUGAUUAGGCUAUUGCCGUAUAGGAAAGUGGUUUUGGGGAAGAUUUUGGUGGGGAGUGAGUUAAUCGUCAAUUUUUGUUGAGAUUUCUGCUACUGGAAUUUGAUACAAGGAGGUGCUUUUUGGGGAGGGUGAGUUGAUCGUGAAGGCAGCGAUGGGAAUGAUUUUAAAUGGAGACGAUGACUUGGUUCCUCCCUCGAAUUUCGCCAUGGUUGAAAGAGGGAUUUACAGAUCUGGUUUUCCGACUCAGUCCAAUUUCGGUUUUCUCGAAACCCUAAAUCUUCGAUCCAUCAUAUAUUUGUGUCCUGAACCGUAUCCAGAAUCAAAUUCUGAGUUUCUCCGAUCUCAUGGUAUCAAGCUUUUCCAGUUUGCCAUAGACGGGAACAAGGAGCCUUUUGAGUCUAUUCCCCAGGAUGUCAUCAUGGAGGCUCUGAGAGUCUUACUUGAUAUCAGAAAUCAUCCAGUUCUAAUUCAUUGCAAACGUGGAAAGCAUCGGACAGGUUGCCUUGUCGGUUGCCUAAGGAAAUUGCAGAAUUGGUGCUUGUCUUCUGUUUUCGAGGAGUACCAACUCUUUGCUGGUGCCAAAGCCAGGGUUUCUGAUUUAAGGUUCAUUGAGAUGUUUGAUGUUUCAUGCCUGAGGCAAUGUCUUUAUGGCAUCAUCUACUGCUAUAGGUCGCACAAUAGGCGUCUGGUUUACAAGGAAGAGAACUUAAAGAAGCCACAGAUAGCUUCCAACUAGCAGGAAGUGGAAUUCUUGAUACUUUUAUUUUGCCUUUCUCCAAGAUCUUUUCUCUGUGUUUUCGUCUAAGAGCCAGAUCCGAUGUUCCCAUUGGACCUCAUCACAUUUCCCAUUUUUACCCCAUUCUUUUUUUACACCAAGUCAUUUUCUUGCAGAGUUUCCUCCUAUACACUAUCUAGAAUUACUUCACAGAAUCCAUGUAAAUGGUUGCUAAAAUUCUAAGGAUGCUUUCUUUGUGUUUGUGUUGUUAUGAUCAACUUUACUGGCUGCUGUUCUUUAUGUAGCAGCUCUAUAUUCAGAAUAUUUCUGUUACAGAGGCUCAUUUUUCUGUUUUAGUCUCUGGAAUGCAGGGAAGAAGCAAUUUAAGUACGUUAUAUAUGGACAUGCUUCAGUCUU
Molecule: messenger RNA, 1422 nt
Organism: Nelumbo nucifera (sacred lotus)
Lineage: Eukaryota; Viridiplantae; Streptophyta; Magnoliopsida; Proteales; Nelumbonaceae
Product: inositol diphosphatase DSP5
Biological process (GO): protein dephosphorylation
Cellular component (GO): cytoplasm
Molecular function (GO): phosphatase activity
Source: RefSeq, a predicted model, not a curated record